Molecule: messenger RNA, 1239 nt
Organism: Aspergillus versicolor CBS 583.65
Lineage: Eukaryota; Fungi; Ascomycota; Eurotiomycetes; Eurotiales; Aspergillaceae
Product: FluC/FEX family fluoride channel
Exons: 1
Coding region: 1-1239 (412 amino acids)
Biological process (GO): fluoride transmembrane transport
Cellular component (GO): membrane
Molecular function (GO): fluoride transmembrane transporter activity
Source: RefSeq, a predicted model, not a curated record
AUGACUUCCAACCACGUUGUCGCGGGCGGCACUGUGGAAAACCGCCUGCCCGAGAUUCAAGCGCCGCCUCCCACUGCAGAAUCGGCUCCGCAACGGCAAUCUUCGCCUCAGCUUCCAUCGGCCACAGACAAGCCCCCGGAAGAUCCAGUCGAGGCAUAUCCAGAGCGACGUGAACCCCUGUCCUCAUCGGCAACGCAUUUGUACACCCUGUCCUACCUCGUCUUCUUCUCCAUCUUCGGCACCCUCGCGCGCCUCGGCCUCCAGGCCCUUACAUUCUACCCCGGUGCUCCCGUGGUGACAGGCGUCCUAUGGGCCAAUGUCGGGGGUUCGCUCCUGAUGGGCUUUUUUCUCGAAGACAAAAACAUCUUUCGUGAAGAAUGGGGCAAUCCUGGGAAAGGCAAUGCCAACGACAACCCCUCCAGAGACGAACGGAUCAAGCGCCAUAAAUCCAUCAAAAAGACAAUCCCGCUCUACAUUGGCCUCACAACCGGCUUCUGCGGCUCCUUCACCUCCUUCUCCUCCUUUAUCCGCGAUAUCUUCCUUGCCCUCUCGAACGACCUUCCCGACCCAUCGUCCCCAGCCUCCGCUCCCAAUGGCGGCUACAGCUUCAUGGCCCUUGUGGCUGUCAUCCUCGUCGAAGUUGCCCUUAGCCUUGCGGCGCUCAUAUUCGGCUCCCAUCUCGCCCUUGCUCUCGAGCACUUCCACCUUCCCCUAACAAUUCCCUUCCGCCUAACCCGCCGCUUCAUCGAUCCCCUCUUCGCCUUCCUCGGCUGGGGCUGCUGGGUCGGAACAAUCUUCCUCGCCAUCUUCCCCCCAGAAGGCCAUAACGCGUGGCGCGGCCGCGCAGUAUUCGCCAUCGUCUUCGCCCCCCUCGGCUGCCUCCUCCGCUUCUAUCUCUCUCUACUACUCAAUGCGCGCAUCCCGCAUUUCCCCCUCGGUACAUUUACAGUUAAUGUCCUCGGGACUGUAAUCAUGUCUAUGUGCUAUGACCUCCAGCGCGUCGAUGGCGUUGGAGCGACUGUGCUAGUGAGCUGCCAGAUCUUGCAGGGCGUGAUGGAUGGGUUCUGCGGCUCGGCAACGACGGUGAGUACGUGGGUAGCCGAGUUGAAUGGGCUGGCGCGCAGGCUACACGCGUAUAUAUACGGGGUGAUGAGUGUGGGUGUUGCAUUGGGGUUUUUUGUUGUCAUUACGGGGUCCUUGAGGUGGACUAUAGGGUUUGUUAGCCCUGUGUGUGAGUGA